AUGGCGGCGAAUUCGAUGCAUAACCUGACGACCUUGAUUAAGAGGCUCGAGGCCGCCACGUCUCGCCUUGAAGACAUUGCCCAGUCCUCCUUCGACACUCCGCAUCCCGCCGCGGGGUCUCAACAAUCUGCCGCUGCCCCGAAGCCCGCUGCUCCCGCUCUCCCCCCUCCGGCGCCCGCAUCCUCCGCGCCCCCCCAGAUAGCGAAGGGGCCGACCCCCGUUCCGGCCGCCCAGGAGCCCGUCCCAGAGUUCAUUGAAGAAUUUGAUACCCUGACCAGCCAGUCGCUUUCCAAGUGGAUCAAAAUCAGCAAUGACAUCGGAGGCCUGGUUGCCGAGCAGGCCGCCAAGGUCGUCAAGGCCUUCGAGGAGCAGCGCAAGUUUCUUUUGAUCAGCACCAAGGCGAAGAAGCCGGACAUUGCAGGGGCCGGCGCUUCCGUGUUUCAAGAACUUGUGAAGCCCAUGGGUAGUCUGAUGGAGGCUAUUGUGAAGAUCAAGGAGGACAAUCGCAGCGACAAGCACUACAACAACCUCAGCACUGUGUCCGAGAGCAUUGUGGCGCUGGGGUGGGUCACGGUUGACGCCAAGCCGUUCAAGCACAUCGAAUCCAGCUUUGCGGCUGCCCAAUUCUGGAGUAACAAGAUUUUGACGGCUAAUAAGAACAAAGACGAGCAGCAGGUCGAGUGGGUCAAGGCAUUUACCCAAUUCUUCCGCGACUUCACCGAGUACGUGAAGAACUACUUCCCGAGUGGCGUUCCCUGGAAUCCGAAGGGUGUGCCGGCGACCGAGGCAGCUAAGGCUGUCAGCGCGCCUUCUGCCCCGGCCGCACCGGCGCCCCCUACUGCCGCUGGUGGUGGCCCUCCUCCUCCUCCUCCUCCGCCCCCGCCAGGUCCUCCCCCGGUUCUCAAGAUCAACGAGCAAAAGGCCGAAACUGGCGCGCCCAGCGGGCUCGGCGCAGUGUUCUCGGAACUCAACAAGGGCGAGGACGUCACUAAGGGCCUGCGGAAGGUGGACAAGUCCGAGAUGACGCACAAGAACCCAUCCUUGCGCGCCGGAUCGACGGUUCCUGAACGCGGCGCGGCUGCUGGAAGGGGUAAGAGCCCCGCGCCGCCAGGGACGAAGCCGAAGCCGGAGAGCAUGCGCGUCAAGAAACCGCCCAAGAAGGAGCUUGACGGGAAGAAGUGGACGAUUGAAAACUACGACAAGGAGCCCGCCCCCAUCGAGAUCGAAGUCUCCAUCGCUGAGUCCGUGCUCAUUUCUAAAGUCAACAGCAGUACCAUCAUCCUCAAGGGCAAGGCCAACCAGGUCACCAUCGAGAACACCAAUCGGCUCUCACUCGUCGUUGACUCGCUCAUCUCUACCGUUGAUAUUGUCAAGUCGGGCAACUUUGCACUGCAGGUCAUGGGGACCAUCCCGACUGUGUUGUUGGAUCAGGUCGACGGCGCGCAGAUUUACCUCAGCAAAGAGAGUUCGGCCACGCGACUGUACUCAAGCAAAUCCUCGAGCAUCAACCUGAAUGUCCUUGCGGGUGAUGGGGAGGACGAGGACUACAAGGAGAUACCACUGCCGAGCCAGAUUUGCUCCUGGUUCGAUCCGGAGAAGGGCGAUGCUGUGAAUGAAAUUGUCUCGCACGCGUCGUAA
Molecule: messenger RNA, 1638 nt
Organism: Dichotomopilus funicola
Lineage: Eukaryota; Fungi; Ascomycota; Sordariomycetes; Sordariales; Chaetomiaceae
Product: adenylate cyclase associated N terminal-domain-containing protein
Exons: 4
Coding region: 1-1638 (545 amino acids)
Biological process (GO): actin filament organization; cytoskeleton organization
Cellular component (GO): cytoplasm
Molecular function (GO): adenylate cyclase binding; actin binding
Source: RefSeq, a predicted model, not a curated record